GGGCCAGGUCCUGUCGGCAUGGCAGUGCGGGCAGCCCUGCUGCUGGGGCUGCUGCUGGUGGUUCUGUGCCCUGGGGAUGCAGCCAUCCUGGAAGCCAACGGCAACCUGAACUGCCGCUGCGCCAAGACCACCACUGCCUUCAUUCCCUUGCGGAAAUAUGAGAGCGUCGAGGUGCGGCCGGUGGGGAGCAGCUGCCGGCGCCUGGAGGUGUUGAUUAAACUAAAAACCCUCGAGAGGAUCUGUGUGGAUCCCAACACCCCCUGGGUGAGGAAGCUCCUGCAGGACCUCCCGAAGCUGAAGAAGAAAGCUGCUCCCCAGUGAGGCCUGACACGAUGGCCCCAUGAGCCACACUCAUAGCUGGACACCCCGCACCCCACCACUGCUUCUCCCCCAGUCCUGAGGGCAUUUUCUCCUAUUAUGUAUCCGUGGAAAGGCAGAGGCCUUUCCCCAGCUCCAUAGUGAUGCAUCCCACAGCUCCCCAGCGCCAGCAACAACUGAGAUGUCUCCUCCGAGCACGAGACACUGAGGUCUAAUAAAGGCAGCAGCCAUCCCUCAUUUACCAUCA
Molecule: messenger RNA, 565 nt
Organism: Gallus gallus (chicken)
Lineage: Eukaryota; Metazoa; Chordata; Aves; Galliformes; Phasianidae
Gene: CXCL13L1
Product: C-X-C motif chemokine ligand 13-like 2
Exons: 4
Coding region: 19-321 (100 amino acids)
Biological process (GO): cellular response to lipopolysaccharide; inflammatory response; neutrophil chemotaxis
Cellular component (GO): extracellular region
Molecular function (GO): chemokine activity; CXCR chemokine receptor binding
Source: RefSeq, marked validated